UCAGCUCUUCAACCGAUCCACCCUCCACCACCGUGCUUAGCCUUCUCUUCUCUGUGCGGCUUUCUUUCUUUUUGUGGUUGGAAGGUGAACAGCAGAAAGUUCAUUUUCCCCAGCGCGGGAUUUUUCUGCUCUUUCCCCCUCUUGGCUGUAAAAAGGAACUCUUUCUCACACGUACAUUAGGGCGGUGGUCGUUUUUAAUUGCUGGUGAUCGUUCCCUUGUCUGCUGCUGCUGCUUCUUCCUCCCCUCCCCUCCCCUCCCGCCCUCCUCAAGCCCAGGGUAUGCCCUUCUAUCGCCAAUUACCUAAGAAGGAGUCUCAAUCAGCUCAAUGGGACUAAAUGUGUCAGACCGUCGCAGAAUUCUUAUUUGGCCUUUUUGACCACGGAGAAAACUCAAUGAAUCUUUUCCUAUACUUUCCUUCCCUUUCACUACUUGUGGGGAUAAUUCUUCUCACUUUUCUUAAAAUGAAGGGGUGUUUUUACUUGGGAGCCUUUUUCUAGACUUUCCUUCUCUUGUAUAUUGUGACCUGGAGUUGGAGAUAAAUGUUUUUUCCCCUUCCAGCUCCAAUCCAGGACCUUCAUGGUCAGUAAUAGGUCCCCUACCUUAACAAACCAUUAAUUCUCUCUCUCUCCUCCCCCUCCCCCGGUGUUUGUUCCCCCUUCAGGAUAUUAUAGAUAUAAUCACAAACAUUCCCUUUGUUUUUGACGGGGUCUUCUUUUUUUUUCAAAAAAUGUCCCACUUUUAAAUUUAUUCCGAAAAUAUUUUGGACAGUGCAGUUAGGGGGGUGAGUGAAAGGCUUCCGAUUACUUAUUUCACAAACCUUAUUAUAACUUAUUUUUUCACAAACUUAAUAAUAACGACCUGCCACCGUAUCCAAAGCUACCGUCUAGGUUUCGUCGGAGGACACCCCCCCCCAGCAAAGCAACAGGUGAACCUCCGUUCUCUGACCCCAGUUCCAGCUUUUCUAACAGACAAGAUCAGCGCGUUUAAUAGCUUGUUAUACAAUCCUCCCCUUCAGCUUGCUUAGAUUAAUUGUAAAGGACCAGGGUCUCAAGCAUAUUGGCAAAAUGAGUUCUGCGAUCCUAUGCAAUCUCUUUGGAAGCAAGUUCCACUGCGUCUAAUGAAAAAUCCCUUAGAUUCUCUUAAUAACAGAGUUGUAUUUAUUUACAAUGGAUUACAUUCUUACAACCCGAGUGUGCCCCUGUUUGCUCAAGAGUAAGUGUCACUGAAUUCAACGAGGGCUAUUCAAAUAAUUGAUAAAGUUGAAUCUUUACAUAUUUUUCUGGUUAUAUACUAGUAUGUUUUACGGAGCGAGGAUUCCAACCAAGUGGGGAAAAGGGAGUCUUAAUCCACAGAACAUUUAGGAAUUACGAUGUUUUUAAUCUUAAAAAAAAUGUACCAGCUUCUAUUCUUCGCUAUAGUAAACCAUAUUAAUUCAAAUAGAGCUUCCAUGAUUCGAGGCAGUGUACCUCUGUUGCUAAAAGCAGACAUAUAAUCAGCGUUGUCCAUAGUUUUUAUACCUGCUCCUUCCGAGGUAAUUGCUUGUCCGGAGAAUAAUGGCACAACCUCUGGGCCUGAUCCUACUUGUAUAAUUUUUAAGUGUUCACCUCUUAAAAGGUGAGGUAGUUAUGUUCUCACUUUUGUCUGUUCUUUACCGCUGCUUUGCUUUUUAAUUGUGCGUCAAUUUGCUAGCAACUCUAUGAAGAUAAGAACACUCAUUUGCAGUGGUAUUUGACUUCUUGUUACAUUUUACGGUCUCUUCCUUUCUCUCUGCUCGCCCCUCCCUUCUCUUUAAAUUUCCCUCCUGGCUCUAAUUGAUUUUUUUAAAGGCUUACAGAACACUUUCUUUCGUAUCAAGUCUUCUUGCUCCUCCAGCAUGCCUUUCCUUUUUCUGCGGUCACUCCUGGGCUGUUGCGCGCCUUUACGCACGCCUCUCCCUCCCCGCGUCUUUUACCACUCCGCCUCCCUCCGGAGGAGCAGCAGCGUGUGCUUGGUGCCUAGGAGGGUAACCCCCUCUUCUCCCCCCACCACUGUCCAUUGGCUUGCCCUGCUACGGCUCCCCCCUCACUCUUUUGCUUGAUCAUGUCCAGCCCCCGAUGACUGUCCAUUGGCGUGGCGCACAGCUUCCCUCCUCCCCUUUCCUCCAGUUUCGCCCUGCCCAUGUUUUGUAUGUCUCUGUCCAUCCAGCCGCUUGACGUUCAAGUUCGUAGGGACGUCACGUCCGCACUUGAACUUGCAGCUCAGGGGGGCUUUUGCCAUUUUUUUCAUCUCUCUCUCUCUCUCUCUCUCUUCUUUUUUCCCCCUGUCUGUUUCUCCCUCUCUUGCACAGAAAGGAAAAAAAGAAAAAGAAAAAGCCAUGACUGCUAUCCCACAAUUCAUCUUCCCCGCGCCAUCUUUGUAUUAUUUCUAAUUUAUUUUGGAUGUCAAAAGACAUUGAUGAAGGUAUUUUCUCUGGAGUCUCCUUCCUUGCUCACCCGGCGCUUCCCGAUGUGAUCCGAGCGAGAGAGCUCCGUGCGCGCCCGCCCGAGCAACCAACACCACAAUGUCUCGCCGCAAGCAAGGGAAACCCCAGCACUUAAGCAAACGGGAAUUUUCGCCCGAACCUAUUGAAGCCAUUCUUACAGAUGAUGAACCAGAUCAUGGUACCUUGGGAGCUCCAGAAGGCGACCACGACCUCCUUACCUGUGGCCAGUGUCAGAUGAACUUCCCUCUGGGGGAUAUUCUUAUUUUUAUUGAGCACAAACGGAAACAAUGCAAUGGCACUCUUUGCCUAGAGAAGGCUGUGGAUAAGCCCCCUUCGCCCUCGCCAAGCGAGCUGCGAAAAACUUCCAAUCCUGUGGAGGUUGGCAUCCAGGUCACACCUGAGGAUGACGAUUGUUUGUCAACGUCAUCUAGAGGAAUUUGUCCCAAGCAGGAACAUAUAGCAGGGAGACACGUCAGUCUACGCAACGCCCUCGCCGAAACACUGGGCCAAGAGGGCGGAGCUAUGUUAAUUUAUAGGACUCGGUCACAUGCUGCAUGGAACGUCGAACCCCAGAGUGACAGACGUUUCCCUACAACGAGAAUGGACGUAUCAGGUAAAGAUGAACCCAGCAGUUACACGUGUACAACAUGUAAACAGCCAUUCAACAGCGCCUGGUUUCUCUUGCAACAUGCACAGAACACUCAUGGAUUAAGAAUCUACUUAGAAAGUGAACAUGGAAGUCCUCUGACACCGCGGGUUGGUAUCCCAUCAGGACUAGGUGCAGAAUGCCCUUCUCAGCCACCACUCCAUGGGAUUCACAUUGCAGACAAUAAUCCUUUUAAUCUUCUUAGAAUACCUGGGUCAGUCGCGAGAGAAGCAUCAGGUCUUGGAGAAGGGCGUUUCCCUCCCACACCUCCUUUGUUUAGUCCCCCUCCAAGACAUCAUUUGGAUCCACAUCGCAUAGAACGCCUAGGUGCUGAAGAAAUGGCUCUUGCAACCCAUCACCCCAGUGCCUUCGACAGGGUGCUGCGACUCAACCCCAUGGCCAUGGAGCCUCCAGCUAUGGAUUUCUCCAGGCGGCUUAGGGAGUUAGCUGGAAACACCUCUAGUCCACCAUUGUCACCGAACCGGCCCAGCCCUAUGCAAAGGUUACUACAACCAUUCCAGCCAGGCAGCAAGCCACCAUUUCUGGCAACACCUCCUCUUCCUCCUCUUCAGUCUGCUCCUCCUCCUUCUCAGCCUCCUAUCAAAUCCAAGUCCUGUGAAUUUUGUGGGAAAACCUUUAAAUUUCAGAGCAACUUAGUUGUCCAUCGUAGAAGCCACACUGGAGAAAAACCCUACAAGUGCAACCUUUGUGACCAUGCAUGCACUCAAGCAAGCAAGUUAAAACGCCACAUGAAAACACACAUGCACAAAUCCUCCCCAAUGACUGUGAAGUCAGAUGAUGGCCUCUCAACAGCCAGUUCCCCAGAGCCCGGAACCAGUGACCUUGUUGGCAGUGCUAGCAGUGCCCUCAAAUCUGUCGUGGCUAAGUUUAAAAGUGAGAAUGAUUCCAAUAUUAUUCCAGAAAAUGGGGAUGAAGAAGAGGAAGAAGAGGAGGAGGAGGAGGAAGAGGAGGAAGAAGAAGAGGAGGAGGAUUUGACUGAAAAUGAAAGGCCAGACUAUGGGUUUGGCAUCAAUCUAGAAGCAGCUCGGCACCAUGAAAAUAAUUCCCGGUCUAUUGAGGAGAAUCGUUCUAUCCCGGAUGUCAUGCAAGGGAUGGUCCUGAGUUCCAUGCAGCACUUCAGUGAGGCUUUCCAUCAGGUUCUUGGUGAGAAACAUAAACGAGGGCACUUAUCUGAAUCUGAGGUGCAUAGAGAUACAUGUGAUGAAGACUCAGUAGCUGGUGAAUCUGAUCGCAUCGAUGAUGGUGCUAUUAAUGGUCGGGGGUGUUCCCCUGGUGAAUCUGCCUCCGGAGGUUUGUCCAAAAAGCUGCUCUUGGGUAGCCCAAGCUCCCUAAGUCCUUUUUCUAAACGCAUCAAACUUGAGAAGGAGUUUGACCUUCCCACGACAGCUAUGCCUAACACUGAAAAUGUUUACUCCCAGUGGCUAGCUGGGUAUGCUGCUUCUCGGCAGCUAAAAGAUCCAUUCCUCAACUUUGGAGACUCCCGACAAUCGCCUUUUGCUUCCUCCUCAGAACACUCCUCUGAAAAUGGAAGUUUACGCUUCUCGACGCCUCCCGGGGAGAUGGAUGGAGGGAUAUCAGGCCGCAGCGGUACAGGAAGUGGAGGGAGCACCCCGCAUAUUAGUGGUCCAGGCCCUGGAAGGCCUAGUUCAAAAGAGGGCAGACGCAGCGACACUUGUUGGCGUAGCGCCCAGGGAACUCCCGAUGUGUGGCAAAUUCCGGAUGGAAGCUCAAGGACGCUUAAAUUCUGAGAGAAUUUGAAACGCAAUGGGGAUUUGCGCCACGUAUGUGACAUCCAAGUGGGGUUGGCUGUUUGGUUAGUUUCGUGAUGCUACCUGACUGAACAGCAUCAAAAGCAGGAUCUUUCCAGACACCCCUCUGCUGCCUGUCCAGAAGACUUUCUAUUUAUAUAUUUUUAACAAAAUAGCAAAACCACAUCAUUGGGGAAAAAUCUUUCAUCAAGGGCUUUCUUAUAUAUAUCUAUAUUCCUUUUAUUUGACAAUCUUGUAUGCCAUUUUCUUUCUAGAAUGGCAAUAGGAAAGCCACCUAAAAAUAAUAGAGUGAUCCAAUAAACAAAGAGUUAUUAAAUCAAAACCUUUUACUCAGGCACAUCUACAUUUCUCAUUUAUGAUGUCCAAAGCCUGAAAGAACACACAUUUUAAAAACCUUUAAAGUUCAGGAAGGCUUUUUCCCUGGACCUUUGAACUUCUACAUGUGUCACAGGGCAGACUAGUUGAGUUGGGGUGGGCACCCUAUGGGUUGCAUGUGACUCCCGAGUCCACUUUUUGCAAUUCACUGAGUCUGUCAAGAUCAUACAAUCAACAUUUGGUGGGAACUACCAAAUAAUGAUGAUGCCAAUUCUCAAUGAGAAAUACAUAAAAAUAGGUGUAUUAAUUUCUGAUGGAUUUAAUGCACUGAUCAAAUUUUAUCCUUCCCAGCCCCUCCCACCAACAGAAAAUCUUUCUUCUCUGGUGAUGCUAUUAUGUUACUGCACAAUCCACUGCAGCUGUAGUAACCAUGGUCCUUGGCCAUGGAAAAGUUGCAAGACUUGGACAGAUUAAUUUUAUGAGGUCUGGUUCAAUAUAAAAUAAUUUAUUUGGCUUUACUUACUACAGCAUAAAGAGAUAGCUCUCUUUUUAAAGUAUAUGCUGAAUAUUUCAAGGCCAAUUUUAGGAAUAUCUGACUGAAACUUUUUAUCCACUUUGUUUAACACCUAUUCUUCACUAAUGGAGAAUGCAGAAGGGAGACCACAGUAAACACGAACUCUUGCAGCAACAUCUAACAUAGCCAAUGCUUGCAAUGACAUAAUGGUGUGCCAGCUGAUGUCACACGUGGAACAACUGCUCCCAUUGAUUUCUGCUGGUUUAUUUUGUGCAUACUAGUAGCCAAAACUCAAUGUAAAAGCAACAGAUGUCAUAGUGCAACAUGUCUUCCCUAACUAGUAGAAGUGGAAUACUAUUAUUUAGCCCUUCGGAAGUUUUAAUCAAGUGCCUGUUAGUUAAAUAUGAUCAAACAUGAAGUCCAAUCAUGGAAAUGGCCAUCUUCUUUUCACAGAAUAUGUCCCAGUGUUUCUUAAGGGAAUAUUGAAAUUGUAACUCCCUUUAGAAUGCUUUUCCUCCUUCCAGUGAAGCCCCAUAGCUUUGCUUUUCUCAUAAGAUACAUGCUAUAAGUUGUUUGAACAAGAAGAGAUUUAAAGAGAAGCAGAAAGCUGGCAGGAGCAGCCACUGCAUGGAAGCGGGUUCUUUGCGUGAAUUGGUAUGAGCAGACAACUAGUGUCCUCUAAAUAUUUUUUAUUAUAAUUCCCACCAUCGUUUGCUGAUAGGAAAUUCCAAAACAUUUGGCAGAAGCAAUUUGCCUACCCUUGUUGAAAAAUUAAUAGAUGGACAGAAAUAAAAUGGGCUUGGAAUCUGAGAAUUUGAAGAGAGACUUUUAAACAACUAAUUCAACUCCCUGUGAUGUAAGAAAUUAAGAGCCAAAGUAACACCUGCAGAUUAUUUUCCCGUCCUCUUAUCUGGAGGCCUCCAAUGAAGCAGAACCACUAACCUUCCAGAUGCUUGGUUCCAUUAUCAAGCUUCUCUUGAAGACAAGAAGUUUUUACUAGUGUAGAACUGAAAUCUGUCAUCCUCCAUGAUAAGUCUGUUGUGCUGCCUUGACCAGCAUGAAAUAUAUCUUUUCUAUCUUCUUUUGAUAGUCCUUAAGCUUUGAAUUCCAGUGAUUAAUUACAAAUCAUUGAUCCCUAUCAUUGAUCCAGUAAUUUUGGUAUCCUAUGCCAUAUUGACAGGCAACAUCUCUUGGCAUUUCAGAAGUCUCUCUUAACUUUAUCUGGAGAUCCUCCCAAAUUACGACUUCAAAAUUAAUAAAUUUUGUUUGCUCUUGGUUAUAGCCGCUUGGUACAUGUUUACUCCAUGCCUAGGAUCUACAAAGAAUCUGGAUUGAGUACUGGAGGAAGAAGCAAGGAAUUUUGUAUCCUCAAAUCUUAUUUUCCUGCAACUAAUUUUUCCACAGAGGGCAACUCUUUUUCAAAGGACAAGUGAAGCUGGGUCAUUACUACUAUUUUUUUUCCUGCAACCUAAAUUAAUUGGGGAAAGGAUAGUUCUGACAGAUGAUAAAAUAGCACAUGGAGUCUAGAGAAGGAUAGACACAUAAUUCUUUUCAUCUUGAAAAACUAUUAGGACUUUCUAUGCUUUCUCUGUACCAGUUCCAAACUGACACACAAUUUCUCUUGGGAUAGGGAUUUGUGCGUAAAACAGGUUUACAGCAAUCCAUACCAUUGCUAAAUUUGUGGUUGCUUUAAAAAAAAAUAGGCAGGAGAAAGAGGUUAAUCAUUGCUGAUGCCAUUCUCCUGAUUUGACGAGGGCCAUUGGCAGUUGUUCUUUAUAUUAGGAGGUUCCCAUUGGUAACAAAAAGAGUUCUCUACUGAUGCAAAUAGUAACACCAGGGAUUUGCUAUUCAACCUUGUGCUGAUUCAAACUUCUUACGUCUUAAAGGUCAAAUAGAUUGGAUUCAAACUUUUAAACCAAUCUGAAAAAUGAAUUUGAGUCAACUGUGGUAUUCAAUUUCAAAGUUAAAUUUAUAGAACCAUUUCCAAAUUAAAUCUCUGGAUUAAAUACACUCUGGAUAGUGUAUUUGCACAGCUCCAAUAGCUGUGUUUUGGGAGCCAGUUACAUUGGUUGAUAACCUGGUGAACCUCAACAUAAUUGUUUACAACAUAGGCCUAAAAGACACCCUAUAGUUUAAAAAAAUUCUGGAGAGAAGAAAAUUCUCUAAAAAUACAUGUGGCACAAAUAUUGCCCUUUCUGGAAGUGAUUUUUUUGAGCCCAUCCACUGUUUUUGAACCAAACUUGUAGAGAGAAUGGAGAUGAAAUUUUAACAGUCCUCCAACACAAGACCUAUAAGUUAGGAGUGAUAUACGAGUGUUAGAAUAUGUGAACACAGAGUAUGCUGGGAAAAGAUACUGUGCCCCCACCCCCCAUCACCAACAGUCUCCAGUAUGUAUAUCUGAAAGAUCUGAAAUGGAUGUUUUAGGUAUUCAGCUGAACAUGUUUACAGUGUCUGCAUGAUCAGGAACUUUCUUUAUCAAAAUUUCUGCUAGUGAAAGCUUUAUAAUUAAGUUCAACUAAUAUGCUACACCUCCAUUUCAGAUCAUCCAGAUAAAUAAGGAGAUGUCACAGCAGGGGAAAUGAGGCUGCAAUAUGUUUCUUGUUAUCAUCCAUGCUUGUAAGUUUUUAGUGUCAGAGGAGGGCUUGGGAUGUGCACAGGAUUUAUAUAUGCCCUCCCUCAAAAAUUUGUAUAUGCAUGGGUUGCUAAGCCAGGUUUGUGAAUGUAACUGAUCGUUGCCCCAAUUGGGGGGAGGUAAAGGAGUCUGGUUGGUUUAUACUGAGCCAGCUCAUUGGUUUAUGUUGAUUACUGUCAAUGCUAUGCUAAGUGGCUGUGUUUCUCCUCCAGAGGUCCAAUCUGCUAGCCCUUUUAACUGAAAGUACCAAGAACUGAACUAUGAGCCAUGUGACUAGCCAUGUGACUCUAAAUUAUCAUAAGUUUUAAAAUCUACUUUUCCAGAUCAAACCAGAAACAACUUAUAUUUUCACAUCCUACAAUUUACAGCUCUAGACAGCAUAUGUUUGCAGAAGUAUUGAAAAUCAUUAUUACAAUUCCAUAUUCUAGUCAUCACAUUGAUAUUCUUGCCUAAUUCUGUGUGGGAUUUCCAACUGUCUUAAUUUAUUAUUUGUGUGCAACUAAGUGAUGCUUAUUGUGAUGUAUUGCUUUUCUGUUGCUUAAGUAUGUAUUUUGGGGGACAAUGGGGUGGGAGGGCUACUUUGUUUGGAAAAAUAACAAACAAAAUGAAAUCUAAGAGGUGUUUGUGUCAGACUGUGAUUGUACAACUUGUUCUUUGGAGGAAAACAAGUGAAAGAAAAUUAAUAUACUUCUUAGAGUCCCUCUCUAUUUUAUCAAGGAAGCUAAAACUGUUCAAGGAAAAUAAAUACUAAAGUAGCAAAAAGUUUUCACUGAGAUAAAUACUAGUUUAGACACUCUCAUGGAAAUUUGAUUAUAUUAGUAACCUAAAACCUUGGGGUUUGAAUAGAGGGAUGAAAGGAAACAAUCACAUAAUUCUUAUGAGCCUGAAUGAAACUGGACAACAUGGAAGGAAUGGUCUGGAAAAUGAAACUAUUGGUGCUGGAAUGACCUACAUACUUUAAUUGAUGCCAAUUGACUUACAUAUUCUGGACCAAAUCAUUGAUGUAGCUGGAGAGAUUCUGUGACACCCAAAGUUACUUUUAAAUAUUUGAAAUAAGCCAAGCCAUAUGCUACAGAGAGGACAACUUCCCUUUCCUGAUUUAAUGCCCCAUUUGCCUUAAGUAAGGUUUUUAAUCACUGCCUUAGAAAUGAAUUGAAUCCUGUUUUAGGAGAGCAAUGUGGACAACAAUUCCCAAUAGGUCUUUCCCACAUAGACCACUACAUUAGCAGAAUUCCAUUAAAAAAGAAAGGUGAGUGGAAAUCACAUGGGAAGGAAUAUAUCAAGGCAGUUUCCAGAUCCACUUUCUCAUACAAGCAUGGUUUUUUCCACGUUACUUUACCUACACAACUUUACUUUACCUACACAACUAGCUAACUAGAGCAAUGUGGAAUGAAGCUAUAGAACUCUAAUCCAAGUCAAUUCUAAAUUUAGAAAAAUACAUGAGAAAUUUAAUGAGACACAUCGGUCUUGCAACAUGUAUCAAGGCAUGGUUAAGCUCAUCACGUUAAAAGAGUGGAAACGCAAUUUAACUAGUUACACUGAACAUUAUUGAAAGGUUUUGUUUUCAUUAGAAAAUCAGUUUGGGUCACAACUGCCCAAACAAGAAAAAGCACAGUAAAUAUGCAAAAAGAAGAAAAAAGAAAGAAGUACUUUAACAUUGACAAGAUUUUAUUACAUGUCAAGUUCUUAAGUCAUCAUGUUUUCCCUUUUUAAUAGCAGUCACAUAUUGUUGCAUCUUAGGUCCCAAAUAUCUAUUUCAUUUCCCCAAAAUUGGUCAGUUUGCAAAAAGGUUCAGAAAGAUUAAAUAAAAAUAAAUUGGAAGCCCCCCCAUCCCGCAAUAUACCACCACCACUGUAUGUCUUUGAUUAAAUUACCUUGGUUCUAGAAUCCUUGUCUCUACAUGCAGUAACUGAGUCUCUUAGCAAUAAAAUAUAGCAAAGGUUAA
Molecule: messenger RNA, 10304 nt
Organism: Pantherophis guttatus
Lineage: Eukaryota; Metazoa; Chordata; Lepidosauria; Squamata; Colubridae
Gene: BCL11A
Product: BCL11 transcription factor A
Biological process (GO): negative regulation of dendrite development; regulation of transcription by RNA polymerase II
Cellular component (GO): nucleus
Molecular function (GO): DNA-binding transcription factor activity; RNA polymerase II cis-regulatory region sequence-specific DNA binding
Source: RefSeq, a predicted model, not a curated record